AUGCAUGCCAUGGCUGCGGCGUCAUUUGCAAGCUGGCAACCGCUUCUGAGCCGGGAGGCAGCGCAGCUGCCCAGUUCUAAGCCAAGUAUCAGGUCCGUGCCAAACAGGGACAGCUUUCUAGCGGGUUCCAGCUGCCAGACAAUUGGAUUUGUGCUUGGCAUGACCUUUAUUCGCAGCCGACAAUGGCAUAAGUGCGGGGGCCUUGCUCGUUGCGCACGGGGUGUGAUGGAUUACUACGAGGUGCUGGGAGUAAGCAAGAGCGCCAACGAACGUGAGAUCAAGUCGAGCUUCAGAAAGUUGGCACGCAAGUACCAUCCAGACAUCAACAAAGAGCCUGGGGCGCAGGAAAAGUUUCAGCUGAUUGCUAAAGCUUAUGAGGUUCUUUCAGAUACGCAGAAGCGGCAACAGUACAACCACUUUGGAGAAGGCGGUCUUUCUGGCAUGAGCUCUGGACCCGACCUGUCCGAGGUUGAUCUUGAUGAUAUCCUAGGUGAUGUUUUCAGCUCUUUUUUUGGGGGGCGCCCUCGUGGAGAUGAUGGUGGCUUUGAAGGAGUUGGUGUUGGUGGUGCUGCUGCCCGUGGACGAAGAUCUAGCCGGGCACGAGGCAGGAAAGCCCGGGCCCAAAGAGGCGCAGACCUAGAAUGCAAGGUAGAAAUACCUUUCCAAGUUGCAUGUUUUGGAGGGCGUCAUGUUGUACACAUCAACAGGGAAGAGGUCUGUGAGACAUGCAACGGGCACGGCAUUAAUCCUGGGGCUGAAAAGACGCAGCAGUGCCGCAAAUGCGAGGGCUCGGGCGUCACGGUCCGGUUUAUGCAAACGCCUUUAGGUGGAAUGCAGACUCAGCAGGUUUGCUCAAAAUGUAAAGGCUCUGGUAUAGAUCCAGCGGCAACUUGCAGUGCGUGCGGUGGCAAAGGCACCCAGAGCAUGCGUCGUGAGGUUGCCGUGAACAUUCCUGUGGGUUGCAAUGCUGGCAGCAAGCUGCGGGUACGAGGAGAAGGCGACAAAGGUGCCAGGGGAGGACCACCUGGAGACCUGUACAUCAUGCUGAAGAUUGGCCAGUCUGAUGAGUUUGUCCGGGAUGGCACGGACAUCUACAGUGAGCAGGGUGUUAGCGUGUUUGAUGCCAUGCUUGGCACUUCCCUUCAGAUCCGCACGGUGGAUGGCGAAGCAACAGUGAAGGUUCCUGCUGGGACCCAGCCUGGGAUGACAAUGCGGCUUCGAGGGCGUGGCGUCCCGAAACUUGAGUUGGAGGGAGAGCGAGGCGACCACUAUGUGACGAUGCGAGUAGAGGUGCCAUACCGCUUGGACGACCGGCAGCGUAAGCUUGUUGCAAAACUUCGCGAUGCAUGUCAUGUUCAAGACGAAGCACCGGCGAUCCAGCAACAAUGA
Messenger RNA from Symbiodinium pilosum, 1389 nucleotides. The record is from the annotation of a GenBank genome assembly. NCBI's taxonomy places the organism in Eukaryota, Dinophyceae, Suessiales, Symbiodiniaceae.